Molecule: messenger RNA, 888 nt
Organism: Papilio machaon (common yellow swallowtail)
Lineage: Eukaryota; Metazoa; Arthropoda; Insecta; Lepidoptera; Papilionidae
Gene: Naa40
Product: N-alpha-acetyltransferase 40
Exons: 5
Coding region: 135-824 (229 amino acids)
Cellular component (GO): nucleus
Molecular function (GO): protein N-terminal-serine acetyltransferase activity; histone H2A acetyltransferase activity; histone H4 acetyltransferase activity
Source: RefSeq, a predicted model, not a curated record
AUUAACUGUGUUUUGUAUGCGUUUUUUCGAUUAUUUCCCGCCGCUUGAAAAUAAAAUUCUGAAUUAUAAAUGAAAAAUAGUUAGUUUAUCGUAAAUACAUAUUGAUUAUUUCCAGUUUUUAAGAAAACUACAAUAUGGGAAAAAAAUCAAGUUCAUCAACCAUCAAAAGUAAAGAAAAGAGACAGGCAAGGAAAUUGGAACAACGUCGAAUUGCAGAUGGAAUGAGUAAUGUAACUUCAGCAAACAAACUGACUGACCUAGCAGCUUUAUGUCGGGAACUGUUGGUAUACCGUAAUAAAGACAUGGAAGUGGAUAUGUAUAUACAAAGAGUAACUGAACUUGACAAGAAUGUGCUGGAAUGGGCGAUCAAUUUAACAGAAAGAAAUAUGAGAAAACUGUAUGAAACAUGUGCUUGGGGCUGGAAUCCCGAACGCAAAGUUGAGGAAAUGACUGAUGACUCUGCAUGGUACCUGAUCGCAAAACAAAAAGACAAGCUGCUGGCUUUCUCACACUUCAGAUUUGACAUGGAUUUUGGCGAACCCGUCUUAUAUUGUUACGAAGUGCAGGUUGAGGCGGAUGGUCGUCGGCGCGGGCUGGGCCAGCGUGUACUCAAGGUGUUGGAGAAGCUGGCACACGCGACGCGCAUGCGCUGCGUUCGGCUCACUGCGCUCACACACAAUCCAUCAGCAUCUGCGUUCUUUAGAGCUUGCGGGUACACUCUAGAUGAGACGAGUCCUUCCAUAGAAGAGGCGACGCAUUAUGAAAUACUCAGCAAAGCGACCGUGCAACAUGAAGGAGGGACAGAUCAUCCGAUCGCUUCCUAGUACUUAAUUUAAUUAAGCAGAAUUAAAAUAAGAUCACAAGGAACAUAGCAAUAAUUGCACAUUC